Molecule: messenger RNA, 493 nt
Organism: Rhincodon typus (whale shark)
Lineage: Eukaryota; Metazoa; Chordata; Chondrichthyes; Orectolobiformes; Rhincodontidae
Gene: rbp7b
Product: retinol binding protein 7b, cellular
Exons: 3
Coding region: 83-493 (136 amino acids)
Biological process (GO): fatty acid transport
Cellular component (GO): cytosol; nucleus
Molecular function (GO): fatty acid binding
Source: RefSeq, a predicted model, not a curated record
CAGGUUCACAGCUACUGGCCUCCCACCAAUUUUACUUCUCCAUUUCAAUCUGUGCUGAUUGUACCUUUUGAUUCUUUUUACAAUGUCUACUGAUUUCAAUGGCACCUGGAACAUUAUAAGCAAUGAAAACUUCGAGUCUUACAUGCAAGCACUGGAUAUUGACUUUGUAACUCGUAAAAUUGCCAGUUUGCUGAGUCCUCAGAAGAUUAUUGAACAGAAAGGAGAUUCCUUCAUUAUCAAAACCAUAAGCUCAUUCAGAAACUAUGAAGUCCAGUUUACCGUGGGAGAAGAAUUUGAAGAAAAUACAAAAGGAUUAGACAAUCGUAAAUGUAAGCCCAUUUCUGAUCCAAUCGUAGCUCGGCGCCGGCCGUGCUCCCUCCUGAUUGGCCGGGGCGGCGAGGGCGCGCGCUCACGGGCCGGCCAUUGGCUGUUGCCAACGGGGGCGCGCGCCGCGUCACGUGAUCGAUUCAAAAUGGCGCCGGUGUUGUUUUGA